CGUUGACGUUUUGUGAGCUCGGAGGGCAGCGAACGGGAGAGGCAGCAGAGACAAACCGAACCUGGAGUUGCCACCUUCGCCUGAACUCGGUGUCUGGUUUCUCUCAGUAUCAUUUUUCUCAGUAUCCCUCAGAAGCUUUAAAUUGUGUUCAUCAUUCGGUCUGAACAAUCAGAAAAAAUACACGUCAUUUAACUUUUAAAAUUGCUUCUCCAUCGUCAGUUUUGAUAUAAUCCUGACCGCCCCUUCAAUUCCUCAUUUCUGCCAAAUCCCUGUCCAUCUAAGAAUGGAGCUUCCGUUUGCUUUUGUCUGGAAAAUUUCGUUCCCUAGCCCUCCCUCUUCGAGUUUCCCUUUAAUGCGUUCUUCACAGAACAGUUUGGGAAUGGCUAAGCUUCUGAGAAAAUACUUGCGCUUGACAAGUUUUAUGCAGCAUAUGGGAUGUGACAACUAGUGUGGAAAUUUCAUGGUUGGUACCUGAUUCAAAGCCAUGGGAACGGAAACGAUGGGCACUCUCCGACAGUGUCCAAUGGUGUCCAAGACUGAGUGAUUUACAGAAUGCUUGGUACCUGUCUAAGAUUGAACAAUUCCGGCGUUGCCCGGCGGUGGAUGACGAUGAGGGCUGUGCAUUUCCGACUUCCUUCUCCGACCGCUGGGAAUUUGGUUGCGAGAUUGAAUGGACGGUCAAGAUUAUGAUACAAUGGACGGUGGAGAUGCAAUUUUAAAAGCUUGAUGAUGUGUCUCUUUCUGACAUGCCAAGAUCAAUUGGACGGACAGGAUCAGCGACGCUGAGGGACACUGAGAGGAAAAGCCGCUGAGAGGAUCUGCUUCCCCUGAACUCAGCUCCUUUUUUUCCACUUCCCAAAUUUCAUCCACAGUCCUGAAGGAGGGCUGAACUUCCUCUCGGUUGAUCAUCCCGGGGCCCCGGACGAUCUAGAACAAUUAAGUUAUCGCUUCCUUGAUUAUGUAAAACUCUUCGUAUGAUUCAUUGAUCUAAAAUUUUUUUGAUUCCUAUGGCAACAACAAGGCUUUUCUUGUACGAUCAACUAAGCCACUCUCAUAGAACCGCCUUUGCUGCGGUUUUCGUGAUCUUGUUGCCGGUUUUUGUUCCCAAUCUGUUCGGUCCUCUAGGUGGUGCGUCGCCUUCAAUGUUCUCUGAGUGGAAUGCUCCAAAACCGAUGCACGAAACUCUACUAGAGGGUGCUUUGCAGCGCCAAAUUUUUCAGUCUGUUGAUCAACAAAUCAGCCUCUGGUCUCCAUUGGCCAGCGAGGGAUGGACGCCCUGUAGUGAGUCUCCGAAAUUACCUUCUAAACCUGAAAAGUCUCAGGGUUAUAUCCAGGUUUUCCUUGAUGGAGGGUUGAACCAGCAGAAGAUGGGGAUUUGCGAUGCUGUUGCUGUUGCUAAAAUUUUGAAUGCGACACUUUUAAUUCCACAUUUUGAAGUGAAUCCUGUUUGGCAAGAUUCAAGUUCAUUUGCAGAAAUAUUUGACGUGGACCACUUCAUUAAUGCCCUUCAUGAUGAUAUAACUAUAGUAAAAGAACUUCCCAGCGACUAUUCUUGGAGCACAAGGGAAUAUUAUGCCACGGGCAUAAGGGAUACCAGAAUCAAAACAGCUCCAGUUCAUGCUACUGCCGACUGGUAUACAGAAAAUGUCCUGCCCGUGCUUAAAAGUUAUGGAAUUGCUGCUAUUGCACCAUUCUCUCACCGUUUGACUUUUAACAACUUGCCACCAGACAUCCAGCGUCUUCGUUGUAAGGUCAACUUUGAGGCUUUGGUUUUUGUUCCUCAUAUCAGGGAAUUAGGAGAGACCAUUGUUCAUCGUCUUCGCCAUAAUCCUAGUAUAAAUGAAGUAGCAGGGAAUGGGCAUAGGCUGGAAAGGGCUAAAAAGUCUGGAAAUCAGCAGACUGGAAAGUUCGUUGUGUUGCAUCUGCGUUUUGACAAAGAUAUGGCUGCUCACUCAGCCUGUGACUUUGGUGGUGGAAAAGCUGAAAAACUUGCUCUUGCCAAGUAUCGGCAGGUGAUCUGGCAAGGAAGGGUAUCAAAAUCUCAAUAUAGCGAUGAAGAGUUGAGAAACCAGGGCCGUUGCCCGCUUACUCCUGAAGAAAUAGGAUUGCUCUUGGCAGCUUUGGGGUUUAACAAUAAAACGCGGCUUUAUCUUGCAUCCCACAAGGUUUAUGGUGGCAAAGCUAGGAUAGCCGCUUUAAGCAACUUAUUUCCUCUAAUGGAAGAUAAGAAGAGCCUAACCUCGGCUGAUGAACGCUCCAAGGUUGAAGGCAAGGCAUCUUUGUUAGCUGCUGUUGAUUAUCAUGUGAGCAUGCACAGUGAUAUCUUCAUUUCUGCUUCCCCAGGCAACAUGCACAAUGCUCUGGUCGGACAUCGAGCUUAUCUGAAUCUCAAGACUAUCAGACCAAACAUGGCACUGCUGGGUCAGCUAUUUCAGAAUAAAAGCAUGGACUGGCUAGGAUUUCAACGUGCAGUGCUGGAUGGGCAUAAGAACAGACGAGGGCUGAUCAGAUUAAGGAAGGAUACGCAAUCAAUUUAUACUUAUCCUGCUCCUGAUUGCAUGUGUAGAGCUUGACGGGAACUAGUUACUUCUAGCACUUGUUAAUUAAUCCAUUGUGCUGCGUCAUGCAGCGAAUCCCUGCACUGUUUCCACUAUUUGUGUGCCACCCCAUGGUUUUGACCAACUAUCGCACAAGAUUCAAAAUCAAAGUAAGAUUUUUUUUUUUUGUGUGAGUAAA
Molecule: messenger RNA, 2736 nt
Organism: Neltuma alba
Lineage: Eukaryota; Viridiplantae; Streptophyta; Magnoliopsida; Fabales; Fabaceae
Product: O-fucosyltransferase 31
Exons: 10
Coding region: 1008-2573 (521 amino acids)
Source: RefSeq, a predicted model, not a curated record